Aspergillus niger is the source of this 2079-nucleotide messenger RNA. RefSeq lists its product as uncharacterized. The transcript has a single exon. Bases 1 to 2079 code for a protein of 692 amino acids. NCBI's taxonomy places the organism in Eukaryota, Fungi, Ascomycota, Eurotiomycetes, Eurotiales, Aspergillaceae. The record is from RefSeq and is a predicted model, not a curated record.
AUGGCCGAGGCGGAAGAGGACCGCCAUCGGUUACUCGUCAGCAUUGAGAAUCUAGAACGCGAGAAGCGGGAGGUUCAGGCUGAGAAUGCCCGCAUCAUUGAAGAAAAUCGCGGCCUGUUGGAACAGCUCGAUGGCCUCAACAAGGCCGUUGCCGAGUCUGACUCCCACUCCAAGUCGCUGGAGACCCGCCUCGAGAGCACCGAGGCGGAGCUGCGCAAACUCACGCACUCAGCGGCUCGCGCCGCCGACCUCGAAGCGCAACUGGCGCAAAUGGAAGCGGAACAAUCCAAGUUGCAGGAGAGCCUGCAGUCCGCUCAGGAGGACUCCAAGUCGGCUGUCCAGAGAUGGCGCCAGGCCGAAUGCACCUUGCGGGACCUGCACGAUCAGGUGGAUCGCAUCGAGAAGGAAGCCCGCGAGGAACGGGACCGACAUGCGGAGCUGGUUCAACGUAUGGAGCGGCGGCGGACCGUGGAACGGGAGCUCGAUGGCGCCGCAGGUCGAUUGAAGGGCGCCGCAGCGGCCCAGGAGUUGGGGCGCAAUCGCGGCGGCGCGACGGUGGUCUCCCGCUUCGUCCGAGAUAUCUUGCAGGACAAUGCCAACCUGCAGAUGGGGAUAAUGGAGUUGCGAGAGAUGCUAGAGAGCUCCAACCAGGAGGUCGAGAAUCUGCGGGAUCAGGUUCUGUCGCACCAGCCGUUGGCACCCGAGGACCAGGAGAUCCGGCCGUCCACGACUCUCAGUCAGGAACUGGAGUCGAAGGAGUCGCGUCGGGUGUCGCAGGAAUUUCACAUCCAUCACCAUUAUCACUCACCGACCAUCAAGAAGGAGCGGGGUUCACUCUUCCGUCGCAACAAGAAGAGACGCUCCCUUGGCAGCGCGACGGUGCUACACUCGGUUGCAGGAACGCCCCUCACGCAAAGGGCGAAUCACCGAUCCAAACCCUCGACUUCCUCCGCUUCUACAAUCCUUUCGCAAACCUCCGUCUCUAUCCCUCCGACGGUCCCUCACCGUUGGUCAUUGCAGUCCCCUGCGUCGGAAUCGAUGGCUAGCUCCCCGCAGUCGGCAUAUCAGCCAUCAUCCAUCUUUGACCGGGUAGACCGCGGGUUCGAUUCCUCCCAGCCGACAAGCCCUGAUAGCACAGUCUUCUCAUCGCCGCUGCGAAGCGGCCGGUUCAAGAAGGCACAAGUCGAUGCAGCGUAUCGCUCGCUGGAUGGUGAGGGAGUGUCAGUACCGGGCAUUGACGACGACCUGGUUCAUGACUAUUUCCAGCGUCGCAGCAGUGCCGAAUACGCGGGCAGAGCGGCGAUGCAGUCUGUCAUUCCAGAGGAGAGGGAGGAUGGGCGAUCGACGCAAUAUGCCGAGUCCGCACGGGCUGCCUCUCCUGCCGUUCAGGACGGCAUUUUCUCCACGCCCUAUCGCGGCCCCCGCCGCAGCGCCUCCCACGAGAGUCUCUUUUCCGUGGCUGGCAUGGACAUUCACACUCCCAGCCGUCGUCCUUCGCGACUGAGCGACCUCCACUCCAGUGCUGUUCCGGUCCGCAUUCCCCGCCGCAUCAUGUCCUCCAGAGCCGACCUGUUCCCCACGCCUCCCAUCAUCUCUCCUAGUAUCGUCACGGCGGGCAGCGAGCUGGCGAUGAUAACCGACCAAUCCCCGCAAACGCUCCUUGCCUCAGUGGCAGGCAGUCGCAGUCACACUCCGGUUGAGAAUGACCCCGAAGACACAACUACCGCCUCAUUCCGCAAACUCUCCUUGGGCCGUCGUGUCGGCGGCUGGGUCCGCGGGCACUGGGGCACAGCGCCCACCUCGUCCAACGAACCCAACGCCGAGACAUCUACCACAACUUCUGCUUCUGCUUCCAACACACCCAGCCGGAGGCCCUCAUCCGCUGGCUCCACCUCCAGAAAGAGCCGGCACCACCGGCCUCAGCUGGCCCCUCCUUUGCGCUUCCGGUACCCGGGGGUGAACCAGAAGGGCCCGAUCCUGGGGUUCCGGCCUCCGUCGCGAUCACGAGUGCCGGUGUCGGUGCAUGCAGAACAAGUGGACGAGGGGCUACUCCGGGAGAGUCUUGCUGACUGCCAGUGA